AUGGCGACUGCGAAACCCCCUUACGACCCGGUCAAGACGGUCGAAGGCAUGUUCAUGGGCUCGGUGACCCGCAUUGCCUACGCCAUGAAAGAUCCCUUGAACUACGCGCAGUCAACAAAAGCAGUGCUCGCGGAAACCGCCAAAAAGUUCCAGGACGCCUUGGAUGAUUGCGAGGUCCAGAUCCUUGAUGCGAAAUGGUAUCUCGAGCGCCAACUGGCUUUGAACAAGGCCCGGCGUGAAGCCAAAGCAAGAGAAGACAGUGCCGCCAGCGCGAAAAGGAAACGUGAAGAGUCCAAAGAAGCACAAGAGACGGCGCAAAUCGCAGAGGGCGAAAAUGCUCCCAAGCGCGUAAAGACACAAGAGCCUGAGAGUCCGGUGCAAGCGCAGCCAAAAGCCCAGCAGCCGUCUCCUGCACAAAAGCCGGCCCCUCCGUCGACUGUCGCCGCGAAUCCCAACGCGGCGCAAUCGCUUCCGGGGUCAGCAGAGAAGAACCCGACACCCAGACCACCAGAUAAACCCAAAGUCUCCGUUACUACGGAUAUCAGGGCACCGCAACCAGCUGUCGUACCAGCUUCCAGACCUCAGGAGAAGCCUCCCGAGACUGCGCAGCAACCCGAAAGCACAAUGACACAGACAACCACGGAGGAGUUUCCCAAGCCGACUCCGCAAGACACUCCAGCCGAGGCCAAUGAGGCUUUCAACUUCGAAUCAAUGUUCGCAGAACCAUCAGCAGACAUGAUGGAAGGGAACAACAAUGACAUAAACUUCGACCUUGACAACCUCGGUGAUGGAUUUGGUGGCGAUUCUUCGCAUCUCAAUAUGCAACAAGAUGCUUCUCUGAGCUCUCUUCUUCCUGGCCUCGAAUCCUAUGCAAAUCAGACGGGCGACGAUGCGAAUUUUGGCAUGCCUGUGCCUCCAAUGAACGGGCUCGCGCCUUCUAACGAUAUAGCCGCUCGAGGCAUCGGAGGAGCGAUGGGCGCCGAUAGUAAUACAGACAAUGCUCCCAUCCAGCACCAGCAGCCAGUCAAUGUCAGUGUUAAUGACUUCGGCCUGCCAGCCUUGGGUCCUAAUGAGUUCGACGAUUUCCUGAAUGCCAACGCCAUGAACUUCGACGAGAGUCUCGGCCUAGGCAAUGACAGUAUGGCCAAUUUGGAUAACUUGGAGAACAUGGACCUCGAUUUUGAAAGUAUGUUCAAAUGA
Messenger RNA from Fonsecaea multimorphosa CBS 102226, 1200 nucleotides. RefSeq lists its product as uncharacterized. The record is from RefSeq and is a predicted model, not a curated record. Bases 1 to 1200 code for a protein of 399 amino acids. Lineage: Eukaryota; Fungi; Ascomycota; Eurotiomycetes; Chaetothyriales; Herpotrichiellaceae. The transcript has a single exon.